Molecule: messenger RNA, 483 nt
Organism: Tremella mesenterica DSM 1558
Lineage: Eukaryota; Fungi; Basidiomycota; Tremellomycetes; Tremellales; Tremellaceae
Exons: 5
Coding region: 1-483 (160 amino acids)
Biological process (GO): modification-dependent protein catabolic process; translation; protein ubiquitination
Cellular component (GO): cytoplasm; nucleus; ribosome
Molecular function (GO): structural constituent of ribosome; protein tag activity; ubiquitin protein ligase binding
Source: RefSeq, a predicted model, not a curated record
AUGCAGAUUUUCGUCAAAACUCUUCCCGGGACAACCCUCACCCUCGACCUCAACUCCGAAACCACAGUUGACAAUGUCAAAUCCCUCAUCACUCUCCGUCAAGGUAUUCCUGAAUCCGAACAACGUCUCGUGUUCGGUGGUAAACAACUACAGGAUGGACGUACUUUGGGAGAAUAUGAUGUGCAGAAAGAGAGUACAUUGCACUUGAUGAUGAGUUUGGAUGGUGGUGCUAAGAAACGUAAGAAGAAGAAUUACGUGGACCACCCCGAAGAAAAUCAAGCACAAGCGGAAGAAGGUCAAGAUGGCCAUUUUGAAAUACUACAAGGUCGGAUCCGACGGAAAGAUUCAACGUUGCGUCGUGAAUGUCCCGCCCCAACCUGUGGUGCCGGAGUAUUCAUGGCCUGGCACAAAGACCGUCAAUCUUGUGGCAAGUGCGGACUCACUUACACUUUCGAACCCGGUACCAAGCCCACUGUUGCUUGA